AUGCGGACGGCCCUGUCGCCGAUCCUGAUACCUCUACGAUGUUCCAGUUUUAGCCGACCGCACACCUCGCUCCGGUGCAGCCUCACAGUUCCGCUCCUACAUCGUCAAGAUAUCCAUGACUUAACGACCACCUCCAGUCCAUCGUGGAGCCUUAAAGACUUAUCGCGAGUCUCCGAAGCGAGGUCUGCCUUGAUAUUUCAUUUGCAUUCGGACAGUCCUUACCACAACCUCUCCAUUGAGCAUUACCUGCUCACGCACUCUCAUCCCCGAUCGAAAAUCCUCUUGUUCUAUACCAACCGACCGUGCGUUGUCAUUGGUCGAAACCAGAACCCAUGGCUAGAAACAGAUCUCAAGAGGCUCCAGGAUGGACUAUUAUCUGAAGAGCAUGGUCCGACUUUCCAAAUUGAAAAUGGUCCACCUGUACCCAUCGACCUCGUCCGCCGUCGCAGCGGAGGUGGUACCGUCUUCCACGAUUGGGGCAACCUAAACUACUCUGUGAUUGUACCCAAUUCGAAAUCUUUCAAACGCAGCACCCAUGCUGAGAUGGUAGUCCGCGCCCUGUCCCCCUUGUCCUCACCCACGCCUGUGCCGUACGAUUUCGACGAAAUUCGAGUUAACGGUCGGAAUGACAUUGUGAUGAAGCGCCAGGAAAAGAGGGAGUGGCUGAAGAUCAGCGGCAGCGCAUAUAAACUUACAAGAGGUCGAGCCUUGCACCACGGCACACUGCUGUACGCGAGUCCGUACAUCAAGAGGAUCUCCGAGCUACUCAGGAGUCCAGGCCGAGACUUCAUCCAAGCAAAAGGCGUCGAAAGCGUGCGGAGCAAAGUCGGUAACCUCACUUCAACCGUCUCCUCGCAGGAAAGGCCAAAGCUGAAGAAAGAAAUCACUGAGGCCAUCGCCCGCGAAUUCUGGAAUAUGUACGGUGACAAUCAGACACGCCACACUGGGCUCAAUGAGGUCACAUUGGGACCCGAGGAACGCGAAGUCGGCGGAAACCCCGAAAUUGCAGCGGGCGUCAGGGAACUGAGGUCCAACGCAUGGCGGUUUAUGCAAACUCCACGCUUCUCGUUCUCCAGCGGUGUCCUCGACGGUGCGGAAGUAAGCUUCCAGGCCCACCAUGGCAAUUUGGAGUGCUUGACUCUGAAGCUGACGUCGAAAGAUCCACAAGAAGUGUCCUUCGAAUGGCGGAGGAAUCCUGAAGAUGACGUCAAAUUGAACGAGGUAAAUAGUUGGAAGGAAUUGUUGGACGCCGUGCAGAGAGAAUCAAAAGGAUCUGCUGCCUCGACAUUGUCAGAUUCGACCGUCCAAGUCCCGGACGCCUUGGUCGCAAGGCUCGAGGCCGUAUUCCCGCGUUUUCGCGUAUAG
Rhinocladiella mackenziei CBS 650.93 is the source of this 1365-nucleotide messenger RNA. RefSeq lists its product as uncharacterized. Gene Ontology annotation, biological process: protein lipoylation. The coding region runs from base 1 to 1365 and encodes 454 amino acids. Gene Ontology annotation, molecular function: lipoyltransferase activity. Gene Ontology annotation, cellular component: mitochondrion; cytoplasm. The transcript has a single exon. NCBI's taxonomy places the organism in Eukaryota, Fungi, Ascomycota, Eurotiomycetes, Chaetothyriales, Herpotrichiellaceae. The record is from RefSeq and is a predicted model, not a curated record.